AUGCAAUCCUUCUCACCACCGGUUUCAACGGAAGAUAAAAAUCGUGUGGAGAAUUUAGCAUCUCAAAUUUUAAAGAUAUAUUCUCACCGAAAAGCAAGCAAUACGUUGGAAUCUCUUGAUGAAUUGAAAAAACAAUAUAAAUCAUUACCGAGAUUAACAAAGAAACAAUUUGAAAAUCUCCCCAAAGAACAACGAGAACAAUAUAUUAAAAUGUUGGAAUCUAUAAUUUCGAAACUGUCGGCCAUAAUUCUAUUUUCAACACCUUCCAAACCAUCGAGUACGACCUUUGAUGAACAAAAUUUAAUUUUAAAUGAUGUCCUAAAAGGAUUUAAUCAUAUUGAUAAGGAUUUUUCUAACAUCACGUUGCAAGCCAUGCAAAUGGCUAUUGACAGGAGAAGAGAAGAAGAAAAACGAGCAAUAGAGGAACAACGAAAAAUCUUGGCACAAAAAGUACCAAUCGCAGGAGUCAUGAAAAAACUAGCCUUUCAAUUGAAAUGCUUAAAAUUGAAAAAUAAUAGCGAUAUAUUGGAAUCGGAACGAGAGAAUUUGAGGAAAAUAUUUAAAAAUCAUUUGCCCAUAGAAAAUAAUUUUGCAUCCUAUUUUAAAGUGAUUCCAGAACUAUGUGACACAUUCACAGAUUAUCAAUGGAUAAGAUUAUUAGUGGCGUUAAAUUAUCAUGAAAAAAAUUGGCUUUCGUUUGUGGAAAAUAUUCAGGAUUUUGUUUUGAAAAGUUACAAAGUAGAAGAAUUCAUGCUCUUCAUGCUCAUGAAUGGAAACGAAAAGGAAUAUGAUUCUCUCAACAGAAGUGACUAUAGUCAUGAUUCGGAAAUGGAAUCACUACGAAAACAAACUGAAUCUGAAAAGAAUCAAAUAGAUUCUUUCAACAAGAACAUUAAGGAAAAGUGGUCUGCGCUAUCCGAUCUCGACAAACUCAAAUGUUAUCUCAAAGAAGAUUCCAAAGAACACUAUGAAAGUAUUUUAAAAAAGGCCAAACUUCUUGGUUUGAAAGAUGAGGCCAUUUUGGAACUUUUCAUUGAAUCUUAUCAAAAGGCAAAAGAACAACAUUUGUCAAACACGUCAUCAUCAUCGCCUCACCAAGAUAUUUUCAUUCACACUUUUCAUCCAAACACCUUCCGAGAGACAAUACCUUUCAAAUCUUUGAGCACUGAGCUCGCCCUUGGUUUUCACAACACAAGUCUCGAACUUGCGAAAAAACUCAACAUUCCAGAGAGUAUUAUAACUCACAUUUACAAGUCAAAGAAGGCCUCUUCAACCAUGGCCAAAACAACCACCGAAGAAAAUUGGAUAGAAAGAACAGUUGCUCUCCUCAAGGACAUUUCUCUCUUCAAGACGUUGUACUUUGAAGAGAUGCACACACCCAGCAAUGACAAUAUCAACACAUUGGAGCCCUUGUCCAAGCUGUAA
This is a messenger RNA of Naegleria fowleri, 1425 nucleotides long. RefSeq lists its product as uncharacterized. The transcript has a single exon. The record is from RefSeq and is a predicted model, not a curated record. Lineage: Eukaryota; Heterolobosea; Eutetramitea; Acrasida; Naegleriidae. Bases 1 to 1425 code for a protein of 474 amino acids.